AUGAGUUCCUAUUUUGUCAACUCAACUUUUCCUGUGCCGGGAGGACAGGAGUCUCUCCUGGGUCAGAUACCAUUAUAUUUCUCCGGAUAUACUGACCCUUUAAGACACUUUUCUAACGCUACAUAUGGAGCUGCCAAUAUGCAAGAGAAGGCUUACCCAACCUCAUAUUACCAGCAAACCUCUGGUGUCUACGGUCGCCCCAGCACCAGCGCUCCCUGCGACUACCCAGCUGGAACUUUUUACAAGGACAGUGACCGUUCGUGCGCUUUCGCUAGUCGAGAGGAGCAGCCGCUUGUAGUAACUCAGGAUCAGCGCAGGUCAGAGUGCCUCGAGCAAAAUGUAAGCAUAAUAACUGCUGUGGACGACAAGUCUUCUUCUCUGCUUUAUCCCUGGAUGCAAAGGAUGAAUUCUUGCACCGCCGGGACCUUUGGCAGCAGUGGGCGCAGGGGCCGUCAGACCUAUACUCGAUACCAGACUCUUGAGCUCGAGAAAGAAUUUCAUUUCAAUAGGUAUUUGACCAGGCGUCGUCGAAUCGAGAUUUCGCAUGCUCUAUGUCUCACUGAGCGCCAGAUAAAGAUUUGGUUCCAGAAUCGCAGAAUGAAGUGGAAAAAGGAGAACAAAGUUAUGAAUCCUUCGAAACCCAGCGACGAAGAAGAGGAAAAUAAAACAGAUUAAAAACACUGAAUAAAUAAGCUACACAAGCCAUAACUGUUGUAACAUGAAUUGAGAGUUGUUGAAUUUUUGUUGUUGUUUUUCAGAAAAUAGCUGCAUAGGCCUAGACAUUUUUGUGAAAUAUGUCAAUAGGCCUACACUAAUAUA
Oncorhynchus masou masou (cherry salmon) is the source of this 819-nucleotide messenger RNA. RefSeq names its product homeobox protein Hox-B6b-like. Gene Ontology annotation, molecular function: RNA polymerase II cis-regulatory region sequence-specific DNA binding; DNA-binding transcription factor activity, RNA polymerase II-specific. The record is from RefSeq and is a predicted model, not a curated record. Bases 1 to 675 code for a protein of 224 amino acids. The transcript is spliced from 2 exons. Lineage: Eukaryota; Metazoa; Chordata; Actinopteri; Salmoniformes; Salmonidae. Gene Ontology annotation, biological process: regulation of transcription by RNA polymerase II; anterior/posterior pattern specification. Gene Ontology annotation, cellular component: nucleus.